Aethina tumida (small hive beetle) is the source of this 2804-nucleotide messenger RNA. RefSeq lists its product as uncharacterized. The coding region runs from base 69 to 2804 and encodes 911 amino acids. The transcript has 5 exons. NCBI's taxonomy places the organism in Eukaryota, Metazoa, Arthropoda, Insecta, Coleoptera, Nitidulidae. The record is from RefSeq and is a predicted model, not a curated record.
AAAACAUACAGUUCGUUAGUUGUGAUAAACACUGGCACAAUUAAUUACAAGUUAUUAAAUUCUUCAGUAUGACAGACGAUAUUUCGAAAAAAGUUAAUAGAAUUUUAGAUCUUAUGCAAGAAGGAGAUUCUGUCGUUAAUUAUACCAAUAAUACAAAUGUAAUACUUAUUCUUGGAAAUACUGGUGCUGGUAAAUCGACAUUAACACAUUUCAUGGCAGGAAAUAACGACCAUUUAAUAUCCAAAGAAGUUAAUGAUGGAUCUGGAGAAUACUUGAUAGAAGACUUGAAUGAUAAAAUUGGCAAAUCAAUUUCAUCUAAAACUCGUUUUCCGGAGUUAAUGAUUGAUCCAGAAACUAACACUGCAUUUUACGACAUGCCUGGAUUUAGCGACACCAGAAGUACAGAACAGGAGAUCUCUGCUGCAUAUUGCACAAAAAAAGUUAUUGACCGUUAUAGCAAUAUUAAAUUAGUGUUUGUUAUAAAUUAUUCAUCAGUUAGAAUAGGGGUUGACAGACGUGAUUUUAUGUUACUUGUAGAUCAUGCCACCACUUUAAUUAAGGACGUGACAAAAUUUCAAAACAGCGUUGCACUUGUUGUGUCAAAAGUUGACAACACAAUAGUGAAAAAAGGGAAAAUCUACGAAUUAGUAUCAGAUGAAAAAAUUAUUGAAACAGUAGUAAAUUUCUUAAGAAAUGUAAAAUUGGACUGUGAAAAUUACAUAAGAAAUAAUUCCACCAAAGAUAUAUAUGUAAAAGCAAUUCAAUUCAUUGACUUAUUUUUGAUUAAAAACGAACAUGAAUUUAUAAAUAUUGGUUUGUUUCGAAGGCCUGACGAACCUGGUAAAUUAAGUGAAAUUGCUUUAAUGCAAGAUGGAAAAAAAAAAUUAGAAAACAUUGUCUAUAACAAUUUAAUAUAUAAAGAAAAAGGUGAAGGUGAUUUUGGUUAUACAGUAUCGUUUGAAUCAAAAUUGUGCAUCAACGACUUAAUCAUAGAAAUUUAUAAAAAAACUUCAAGUCAGUUAAAUGAAAUUUGUAAUCAGGCUAUCAAAGCAAUAAAUGAAAAUAAAAAUAAUAGUACGGACAUUUUUGAAUUACAAGAAAGGUUCGUAGCAGCGCAACGUUAUUUUAAUAUCGAUAACAUUAUUAAUCCUAAUCCAGUAAAUGUUGCUAAAUUUGUAAUUAAUUUCAUGUCUCGAGAAAAUAUAAUCAUACAAGAUUCCUUUUUGAAAUCUAUCAUAACAUAUAAUUCGCACAUUCAUUUUUUACGUUCUCUUUACGAAAAUUCUUCAACAAAUGACUUAGAACCUAUUUGGAUUGACACUAUAAAUAACCUAUCUAAUUAUAUCUCAGAACAACUAAAAAUUUACGAACAUUUAAUUAAAAUUUAUCAUAGAUUAUCAAAGUAUGACAUACAAGUUUCGGUAAAUGACUCUAUUGCAAAAACGUGUUACAAAGAAUUAAAAUUACAAAACAAACCACCUUUACAAUCAAUUGAAAAGUUGACGGAUAUCGAUCUAUCCGAAAUUUCAUUAGAUAUACCUCAAAAUAUUAUUUUAUGUAAUAUUCUAAAUUUCACUAUGAGCAACACAAUUGAGAUUCAAUAUGUAACAGACAAAUUAAUCGUACGUGCUGCUUAUCUUAAAUUUAAAUGGGAAGUUAUAGGUGAAAGAGUUAUUAAUUUAAAUGGGGCAAAUGGAAAAUAUCUGCCGCCAGCAAAAGACGGGAUAUCAUGGUCGGAUCCAAAUGGAAAAGGUGGAAUACCAGGUUUACCAGGUAAACCAGGAGGAAAUUUUUAUGGUAUUGUAGGUACAGUAAUUAACGGUGGCCAUUUAACUAUAUCUGCCAAUGGAGGAAAUGGUGGAACUGGUCAAAAAGGUGGAAAUGGAGUCAAUGGCAAAAUUGGAUUAAGUCCACCUGAUCCUGAUGAAAAUUCAACUAAGAAAAAAUAUUCACAAUUUAGUAUGACUGAAACAAGUGAUAAACUGAUUGUUCCUGCGAUAGUGUAUAAUUAUGCUCGACAUAGUGCAUUCUAUAUCGUUAAAGGACAUGAAGGUAGUAAUGGAGGUAAUGGAGGAAACGGUGGUAUUGGCGGAUUUGGGGGAAAGAAAGGAAAUAUUACGGUUAUUGCGUUAAAUAAAUCUGAAAUUAAAAUAAAACUGAAUGACGGUAGAACAGGCGAAGAUGGUAAAGGUGGAAAUGGAGGUCGUGGCGGAUUAGACGUGAAAACGGAAUCAGUUAAUGAAUUAAAAUCAAGAAACAAAACUAGCCCCAGACAAGAUGGUAACGCAGGUUAUCCUGGAUACAAUAAAUAUUCCAGAACUUUACCCGAACCGCCUUCAGAAUUAAUAUUAUCAAAUCAAACUGACACUUUUAUAAAUUACUGUGACACAUUCUACCGUGGAUCAGUAAUUCAAUCCAAAUAUGAACUAUUUUUAAACAAACUAAAAAGUCAUCCAAAAGCUAAGAGAUUAUUUCAAUUCAACUCUGAAAAUGACUCAGUAGAAAGCCAAAGAAAACGCAGGUCAUUAGACGUCAAUCACCAGUUUACUGAAGUUGCCAGAAAUGGAGCUACCAGCCAAUCAAAAUCUCUAAUUAACUACUCACUAAACUGGGUUGUGACUGAAUUAAUUGCUUUUAAUCCUAUGACUGUUUUGACCAACUGGUGGAAUUGCAUUGACACCUUCCGUCAAAUUAGAAACAAUCCCAACACCAAUUUAACAAAAUGCCACCAAUGCACACAAAAUAGAACCCAACACCCUACACCAGGGAUGGCCUUUUUUGAUGUCCGUGCCACAAAGUCAUAA